Pipistrellus nathusii (Nathusius's pipistrelle) is the source of this 1461-nucleotide messenger RNA. Lineage: Eukaryota; Metazoa; Chordata; Mammalia; Chiroptera; Vespertilionidae. The record is from the annotation of a GenBank genome assembly.
AUGACAAAAGUAACUAGAGCCCGGCCCACCUCCCCCCCGGAUGGAGGCUGGGGCUGGAUGAUUGUGGCUGGCUGUUUCCUCGUCACCAUCUGUACCCGGGCAGUCACCAGGUGUAUUUCAAUUUUUUUUGUGGAGUUCCAAACAUACUUCACUCAGGAUUAUGCACAAACAGCGUGGAUCCAUUCCAUUGUAGACUGUAUGACCAUGCUCUGUGCUCCACUUGGGAGUGUUGUCAGUAACCAUUUAUCCUGUCAAGUGGGAAUCAUGCUGGGAGGCUUGCUUGCAUCUACUGGUCUCAUCCUGAGCUCCUUUGCCACCAGUCUGAAGCAUCUCUACCUCACUUUGGGAGUUCUUACAGGUCUUGGGUUUGCACUCAGUUACUCUCCAGCUAUUGCCAUGAUUGGCAAGUAUUUCAACAGACGGAAAGCCCUUGCUUAUGGGAUCGCCAUGUCGGGAAGCGGUAUUGGAACCUUCAUCCUGGCUCCUGUGGUUCAGAUCCUUAUUGAACAGUUUUCCUGGCGGGGGGCACUGCUCAUCCUUGGGGGCUUCGUUUUGAAUCUUUGUGUUUGCGGUGCCUUGAUGCGGCCAAUUACUCUUAAAGAGUACCAGGCAAGUCAAGAGCCGAACCAUGUCUGCAGAACUCGAAAACAAGACUUUAAGCGGGCGUCGCCUUGUUCAACUUGGACAAAAAAAUGGGUGCAGGCCUGCCUGUGUUGCUCUUUGCAGCAGGAGUACAGUUUCUUACUGAUGCCAGACUUCGUCGUAUUAGCCGUCUCCAUUCUGUUCAUGGCUUACGGCUGCAGCCCUCUCUUUGUGUACUUGGUGCCUUAUGCUUUGAGUGUUGGAGUGAGUCACCAGCAAGCUGCUUUCCUUAUGUCCAUACUUGGGGUGAUUGACAUCGUUGGCAAUGUCACAUUUGGAUGGCUAACCGACAGAAGGUGUCUGAAGAACUACCGGUAUGUUUGCUACCUCUUUGCCGUGGGACUAGAUGGGCUCUGCUAUCUCUGCCUACCAAUGCUUCAAAGUCUCCCAUUGCUCGUGCCUUUUUCUUGUACUUUUGGCUACUUCGAUGGUGCCUAUGUGACCUUGAUCCCAGUAGUGACUGCAGAACUGGUGGGGACCGCCUCUUUGUCAUCAGCACUCGGUGUGGUGUACUUUCUUCAUGCAGUGCCAUACUUGGUGAGCCCACCCAUUUCAGGAUGGCUAGUAGACACGACUGGCAGCUACACAGCCGCAUUUCUUCUCUGUGGAUUUUCAAUGAUAUUUAGUUCCGUGCUGCUCGGCUUUGCUAGACUUGUGAAGAAGAUGAGAAAACCACAGCUGCGGACCCUUGCCAAAGAGUCUGAUGCCAAACUGCAGCUAUGGACCAACGGAUCGGUGGCUUAUUCUGUAGCAAAUGAAUUAGAUCAGAAAGACCGAGAAUCUGUGGCCAUUGCUGUGCCUGGUUACAACCCCACCUGA